AUGCACUCCAAAAAUCUACAGGAGGAGAAGUCAAAAUUGACUCGUAUUGCUGUUGUCAAUGUUGACAGAUGUAAACCGAAUAAGUGUGCUUUGGAGUGCAGUAGGUGUUGUCCAGUCAAUCUUCAAGGAAAACUAUGCGUUGAAGUGAAAAAAACCUCUAAAUCUCCGACACUCUCCGAGGAACUUUGUAUUGGUUGUGGUUUAUGUGUGAAGAAAUGUCCAUUCAAUGCUAUUCAUAUUAUAAAUUUACCAUCAAAUCUUGAGAAGGAGACUGUUCAUCGUUAUGGACCUAACAGCUUUAAACUUCAUCGUUUACCUCUUCCACGUCCGGGUCAAGUUUUGGGUCUUGUUGGAGCUAAUGGUACAGGAAAAUCGACAGCCUUAUCUAUUUUAAAAGGAAAGAUUAAGCCAAAUCUUGGGCGUUAUCGCAACCCGCCAAGUUGGGAAGAAAUAUUACGUUACUUCCGUGGUUCUGAGCAUCAGGCGUACUUUCAACGGAUGCUGGAGGAAAAGGUACGUGUUCUUUUAAAACCUCAAUAUGUGGAUCAGAUUCCUAAAGCAACCAAAGGAGUUGUUGGUGAACUCCUUGCUAAAGCGGAUGAACGUGAAAUGAAAGAACAUUUUAUGAAGGUUCUUGAUUUGGGGAAUGUUGCUGAUCGUGAGCUUGAUAAAUUAUCUGGUGGUGAAUUACAACGUUUUGCAAUUGCAGCUUUAUGUGUUCAGGAAGCCACUGUUUAUAUGUUUGAUGAACCUUCUAGUUAUUUAGAUGUACGUCAACGCCUUACAGCUGCUCAAGUUAUUCGUUCCUUAUUAAAAGAAGAUAAUUAUGUGGUUGUUGUGGAGCAUGAUCUUUCCGCUCUUGAUUAUAUGUCAGAUUUUGUAUGUGUAUUGUAUGGUGUUCCUGGUGUUUAUGGUGUUGUUACAAUGCCUUACGGUGUUCGAGAGGGUAUAAACAUCUUUUUAGAUGGUUUCGUUCCAACCGAGAACUUACGUUUCCGUGAAGAAGGUUUGACCUUUCGUAUUGCUAAGGAUUUUGAUGAAGUUACUAAACAUACUACUGAAAAUUCUUAUCCUAAGAUGACCAAAAACUUGGGUGGAUUUACUCUUACAGUAGAACCAGGUUCAUUUUCUGAUUCUGAGAUUAUUGUAUUACUCGGUGAAAAUGGUUGUGGUAAAACUACUUUUAUUCGUAUGUUGGCAGGUCAACAAAAACCAGAUAAUGGUGCUGAAGUACCUGAACUUUCUAUCAGUUAUAAGCCACAAAAAAUUGCACCAAAAUUUCAAGGAACUGUAAAAGAUUUACUUCAAUCUAAAAUUUAUGAUGCUUUCUCUCAUCCUCAGUUUCAAACUGAUGUGCUAAAACCUUUAACAAUUGAAGAACUUCUUGACCAGGAGGUGCAAAAUCUUUCAGGAGGUCAAUUACAACGUGUUGGUUUGUGUAUUGCGCUUGGAACACCUGCAAAUAUCUAUCUGAUCGAUGAACCGAGUGCUUAUCUGGAUUCUGAUCAACGUAUUAUUGCCGCUCGUGUUAUCAAACGAUUUAUCAUGCACACUAAACGUACUGCCUUUAUUGUGGAGCACGAUUUUAUUAUGGCAACAUACUUGGCGGAUCGUGUUAUUGUCUAUGAUGGUACUCCCGCAGUGGAUUGCAGGGCUAACACACCGUGUGGUCUUUUAGAGGGAAUGAAUAAAUUUUUGAAGAGUCUGAACAUUACCUUCCGUCAUGAUCCCACAAACUUCCGUCCACGCAUCAAUAAGCUGGAUUCUGUGAAGGACCGCGAACAGAAGCAGGGUGGAAACUAUUUUUACAUGAUUGAAGAUAAUAACGAUGAUGAGGAAGAGGAUGAAGAAGACAAAAAGAAAAAGAAUAAAAAGAAGAAGUGA
Trypanosoma theileri is the source of this 1884-nucleotide messenger RNA. RefSeq names its product ribonuclease L inhibitor. The record is from RefSeq and is a predicted model, not a curated record. The transcript has a single exon. Lineage: Eukaryota; Euglenozoa; Kinetoplastea; Trypanosomatida; Trypanosomatidae. Gene Ontology annotation, biological process: translational initiation; translational termination; ribosomal subunit export from nucleus. Gene Ontology annotation, molecular function: ribosomal small subunit binding; iron ion binding; ATP binding. Bases 1 to 1884 code for a protein of 627 amino acids.